AUGAUUAACUUACCAAAUGUUCAAUCAACAGCAUCUAAUUCAUUAUCGGAUUGUCAAACAGCGGCUUCAUCAUUUCGAACAACAAUUAAUUAUACAGCCAGUAAUAUUACGGGAACUACCGGAAUGAAUGCUACCUGUUCAGCCAGCGGUAUUGUAUGUCCUGGUCAAACUAUCAAUGGUGUUUGUAUUUGGCAACGGAAAUUAAGUGCUGUUUGUCGAAAUGCCAGUGGUGUUAUUAAAAUUCGUAUUCAGACAAACGGUUUACCUCCACGGUGUGCUAGUGUACCCAUGGGCAGUUUUGCCGAAUUAAAUGUUGAUUUUGAAGUAAACUUUAAUCCUGAUGUCAGCAUUAAUUCGUUAAAUUCAAAUCUGAACACUGUUUCAUCACUUUCGCAAACACUCUGUACACUAACUAGUGCAUCAACAGCUCCAUCGGCUUCCGGCUUUGUUAAUUAUGGGACAACAGGUCUGACCACUGCAACAGGAGUAUCAGUAGACGGUGUUAUGAUUUUUACUCCUGAUUCAACAAAUAAUAUCGAUCCAUUUUUUCCACCAGCAGGCGGAACCGCUGAAACAGUAGAUAGCUGUCUUGCUCAUUGUCAGGCGGCUGGUAUAUAUCAUUAUCAUAUUGCUAGUGGUUGUCAAGUCAAUCCUCCAACAGGAAAUAUUACAUCAUGUGCUGCUAAUAGUUCUUGUAUUUCAAAUAUUGCUACAUAUUCUAUAUCUUCAUUUUUAAGUUAUCAAACGAAGACAGUCAUUGGUAUUGCUAAAGAUGGACAUGUUAUUUAUGGUCCUUAUCUAUCUUCAGGUACACAAGUAACAACAGGUUUUGAUGUUUGUAAUGGAAUGUUUUAUGAUUCUAUUGGUAAUUAUGCUUAUUUCGCUACAUCAACAUAUCCAUAUCUUGUUGGAUGUUUUGGACCAGGAAAUUAUCCGUUGUUUGGACCCACUUGUACUACUAAUGGAGUAUCAUCCUAUAAUAUGUCAUCUUAUGCGAGCUCGUUCUGGAAUAGUUCGACUACAACUUCAAUGAGUGUUCGAAUUAGUCUUGAUACUGGUCUUAUUCUUGUAUUCAUUAGCGCCUUCAUAUCCUUAUAUUAA
Molecule: messenger RNA, 1101 nt
Organism: Adineta steineri
Lineage: Eukaryota; Metazoa; Rotifera; Eurotatoria; Adinetida; Adinetidae
Source: the annotation of a GenBank genome assembly